AUGCAACAUUUAAAAGGAGCGUCUAGAGAACUAUAUGGAUAUAAUGUAGGAACUCGAACGCACCGGGAACAAAAAAUCAAUCAAUGGGGCCGCGGUGACCCGAGCACAUUAGAUAUUGUUGACAAAACUUCCUCCUCAAUUAAUAUGCAUCAUCAGUUCAUUGGCUCCGAGUUAGACAGGGAUGGACGGGCUAGCGCCGUUUGGACAACGCACGACGCAUUCGGUGAGAGCUGGUUUGGACGACCGCCGUCGCGCAUUCCCAUGCAAGGUAUGCCCGCGGGAGCUAUGUCGGCAAUUUAA
Messenger RNA from Pieris macdunnoughi, 300 nucleotides. The record is from the annotation of a GenBank genome assembly. Lineage: Eukaryota; Metazoa; Arthropoda; Insecta; Lepidoptera; Pieridae.